GAGGCGCUUAAGACGUUAAAAACCCGAGGCAAAUACGAAACGGAAGCGGCUUUAGAGAGAGAAAGGAGAGAGAGAGAGAGAGAGAGGGAGAGAGAAUGGCCGCGGCGGCGCGGGAGGAGGAGGAGGCGUCGACGGCGGCGAGGAGCCGGCAGGAGAGCGAGGGGGAGGAGGAGGAGGUGAUGGCGGUGCUGGACUUCGACAUGCUGUGCGCCUCGGUGGCGCUGGCGGCGGAGAGGAGGAAGGAUUCGGCCGCGGCGGCGGCGGCCACGGUGGAGGCCGGUGGUGGAGGAGGCGGAGGAGGAGGAGGAGGGGUGCAGAGGAUGUGGGAAGGGGACGUGGUGCUGGAUUGCUUGGAGGACAGGCGAAUCGCGCUCGAGGCCGCGUGCUGCCCAUGCUACAGGUUCGGCAAGAACAUGCGGAGAGCCAAUCUUGGAUCUUGCUUCCUUCAGGCCAUGGUUUACUUAAUUUCUUUAGUGGCUAUUCUGGUUAGCCUAAUCGCCUUUUCUGUCACAAGGCAUAAUAUAUAUUUGUAUAUGGGACUUAGCUCUGUUCUCUUGAUAGCAAUCUAUACUGGUUACUUCCGAAGAAGAAUCAGGAAGCAGUUCAAUAUCAGGGGCACUGAUAGCAGUCUAGAUGACUGUGUUCUCCAUCUCAUUUGUCCUUGCUGUACGCUAUGCCAGGAGGCUCGGACGUUGGAGAUAAAUAAUGUCCAGUGCGGUGUCUGGCAUGGGCGGGGUGAUACCAUUUGUUUAGGAAGCAACGGUGAAGGAAAUAAGGCUUUUGCUGCUCUACACAAGUCCUCUUUUGUGCCUAUAAAAUCUCCUGAGGUGUGUGGCAUGGACAGAACAUCAAAUGGUGCUAAUGAGCAUGAACCACUCGUCCCAUCAGAUCUACCAGAGCAGUAGGAUAAUAGCAGUUGGCAGUUGUAUUGCAUAUACCCUUUUGCACAAAUUCGAAUUGAAAUGGUGAAAAUUCUCAAGAGAAUUGGUGGACUGUCCGGCAAGAAAAUAAUCUGUACUGCAAUUACAGGCCUGUUUGUUGUAUCAAGCCUGAAAAUUUGUAUUGGCGCUGGCAGCAACCAUAUGUGGGUGAUAGGUGCAAGUGCAACUGGGUUGUUGUAAACUUAGGUGAUAGUUCUCAUCGUGUAUUUGGUUUUAUUUAGUCUCAAGUCGGUAUCUAUAUUAUAUCAUGAUGCUCAAGGCUUAUGAUGAAUCCAAGUGUAAAUUUUUCUGGCUGUUACAUAGUGUUUCAACUUCCAACUUUCAGGGACAAAUUGACAUGAAUCAAAUGAAAUGUCAUCAACUGUUGUUAGGUCCUUCUCAUGAAUGGAAACAGAACGUGCUCAAUCCUCAA
Oryza sativa Japonica Group (Japanese rice) is the source of this 1353-nucleotide messenger RNA. RefSeq names its product cell number regulator 2. NCBI's taxonomy places the organism in Eukaryota, Viridiplantae, Streptophyta, Magnoliopsida, Poales, Poaceae. The record is from RefSeq and is a predicted model, not a curated record.